CUUCCUGUUUCCUGUUUCCUGUGUGUCCCAGUGAUAUCAGUCCCCGGAACAACAACAACAACAACCCAUGUGAGAGAGAAGCUGUGGAGUCUCCGCCAUGUUCUCCGGUUUAAAGGACUCCCAGCAGAGGAGGUAUGUCCCCGCUAAAGGAGAGACCGUCAUCGGCAUCGUGACGGUUAAAUCCGGAGACGUCUUCAAGGUGGACUUUGGAGGAAGUGAGCAGGCGUCUCUGUCCUACCUGGCGUUUGAGGGCGCCACCAAGAGGAACCGACCCAACGUCCAGGUGGGCGACCUGGUGUUCUCCCAGUUCGUCGUAGCCAAUCGGGACAUGGAGCCGGAGCUGGUGUGUGUGGACAGUUCAGGACGAGCCAAUGGGAUGGGAGUGUUUGGAGCCGGGGGGCUGCUCUUCACCGUGUCUCUGGGACUGGCCAGGAGGUCGGUGUUGUUUUUACAUACCGGCUGCUGUCACCCUCUUCCCCGCGAGCUGGUGGUCGGGAUGAACGGCCGCCUGUGGGUCCGGUCGUCCAGCGUUCAGCAGACCGUCAUCACCAACCUGCUGCAGAGCUGUGACACCAUGACGGCCCCCCAGAGACAGGAGCUGUUCAGGAGGGCUGCACAGGGGGCGCUAUAACACCAUGACGGCCCCCCAGAGACAGGAGCUGUUCAGGAGGGCUGCACAGGGGGCGCUAUAACACCAUGAUGGCCCCCCAGAGACAGGAGCUGUUCAGGAGGAGGUACAGGGGGCUCUAUAACACCAUGAUGGCCCCCCAGAGACAGGAGCUGUAAAGCCGGGGUCAAAGCAUAGACCGAUAAAGUGAAUACAAAAUCUACAACACAUCACACCCAAGGGGGUCAGCUUCGCUUCAGAACUCGAGCCAUCUAUGGCGCCAUUUUGUUGCUAACUGGCCAUCACCUCCUGUUAGCAU
Messenger RNA from Perca flavescens (yellow perch), 926 nucleotides. Its product is annotated as exosome complex component RRP40-like. Gene Ontology annotation, molecular function: RNA binding. The record is from RefSeq and is a predicted model, not a curated record. Gene Ontology annotation, biological process: exonucleolytic trimming to generate mature 3'-end of 5.8S rRNA from tricistronic rRNA transcript (SSU-rRNA, 5.8S rRNA, LSU-rRNA); poly(A)-dependent snoRNA 3'-end processing; nuclear polyadenylation-dependent rRNA catabolic process. NCBI's taxonomy places the organism in Eukaryota, Metazoa, Chordata, Actinopteri, Perciformes, Percidae. Gene Ontology annotation, cellular component: cytoplasmic exosome (RNase complex); nuclear exosome (RNase complex).